Messenger RNA from Glycine soja, 1401 nucleotides. RefSeq names its product shikimate kinase, chloroplastic-like. The record is from RefSeq and is a predicted model, not a curated record. NCBI's taxonomy places the organism in Eukaryota, Viridiplantae, Streptophyta, Magnoliopsida, Fabales, Fabaceae. Gene Ontology annotation, molecular function: shikimate kinase activity. Bases 193 to 1101 code for a protein of 302 amino acids. Gene Ontology annotation, cellular component: chloroplast. The transcript is spliced from 10 exons.
AUUAUUUUUGUCGUCUUUCUACAUUUUUACUCAUCAAAACUUGGCAUCUGGGUGGUGGAUACAGGAAUUUGUAAAACAGUUGGCAUUAGAAAAACGUGGCUCUGCAUUAUCGCUAGCGGCCGACACCAUUUCUGAUUGUAGCAUCAUUAUUAUUACUGAAUUCUGCAGUUUCAAGGUGAAGCCUGAAGCGCCAUGGAAGCUCAAGCGGUUCAAGUCUUGCGAUAUUCAGCUACGCUGCAUUCCAAUAAUCCCAAGCUUGAGAAAACAGGGACCAAUGGCUCUCUCCGAAUGUUUGGUGGAUUUAAGAAACAGCUUUUUGUUUCGUCUAAGUUGCAGAGUGCAAAACCUUCGGCGAAUAUACGGCGAAGGACAGCAUCUUUGGUGGUUGCAUGUUCGCAUAAUAAUAUUCCAGCUUCAGCAUUGGAAUAUGGAAGCUUUCAUUCUUCUGUUGAAGAAAAGUUGAUUUUGAAGAUUAAAUCACAAGAGAUCGAACCAUACUUAAGUGGACGCUGUAUAUAUCUUGUUGGAAUGAUGGCCUCUGGGAAGACAACUGUGGGACGGAUAUUGUCAGAGGCGCUUUCUUAUUCGUUUUAUGAUAGGUUAGUGUGUGAUGCAUUGGUGGUGAAGGAGGUUGGUGGAAUAUCUGUAACUGAUAUAUUCAAGCACUAUGGAGAGCCUUUUUUUCGUAAUAAGGAGACUGAGGUGUUGCAGAAGGUGUCAAUAAUGCAUAGACAUCUUAUUUCUACUGGUGGAGGUGCUGUCGUGAGGCCCAUCAAUUGGAAAUAUAUGCAGCAGGGGAUUAGUGUUUGGUUGGAUGUACCUGUAGAAGUCUUGACUCAGAGAAUAACAGCUGAAGGAACUGAUUCUCGCCCACUUCUACAUUAUGAAGGAGGAGAUGCAUACACAAAGACUAUCACGCAUUUGUCUUCCCUUUUUGAAGAAAGAAGUGAAGCAUAUGCAAACGCCAAUGUGAAGGUCUCCUUGGAAAAUAUGGCAGCAAAACUGGGCCGAAGAGAUGUGUUAGAUUUAUCUCCAACUGCUAUUGCAAUGGAGGCGCUGGAACAGAUCAAAGGCUUUCUUAUAGGUGAAGAUGGCUUUUAAGCGUGUGCUAGCAGAAUCUUCCACACAAGCAUGCUUUAAUUGUGCAUAUUUUUCUCUUCAAAUAAUAAUUAUAGCAUGGCAAUGUGUUAUAUCUUUUUGUUAGGAAAAGGAAUGAUGCAGCAUCAUCAACAUGCACAUAUUUAGUAUUUUUUUUAUUCGUAAAAAUUAAAAAUAAGUACUAGAAUUGAAGUUUUACAACUUUCACGUACUGAACUAGAUCUCGUUAGUGUAGGAAUUUAGUGUUUAUGUGUAAUUUGUGUGAUCAUAUAUAAUUUGACGGCAUGCAGCAUUUAAUUUGUA